AGGGCCGCCAGGCACGAGGGCACCGGUCCCGCAGGAGGCAGCGGAGCGGAGCGGAGGCGGGGGCUCUAGCUGGGUCCUGAUUGGCCGGAGAGGGCGGGAGGCUCAGCUGGGGCGGGGCCUGCGCGAGGCGCUCCCGGGAGGGGCGGGGCCUGUGCGGGCAAGUGGGCAGAGGCGAUGCGGGGCACGAGCUGCGUGGGCGGUGGCGGCGAGAGCCCCGGCGGUGCGGGGCUGAGCGAGGGCCCGCGGGGCCGCUGGCUGCGCUUGGCCCCGGUGUGCGCCUACUUCCUCUGCGUGUCGCUGGCCGCCGUGCUGCUCGCCGUGUACUACGGUCUCAUCUGGGUCCCCACGAGGCCCCCUGCGGGCAGCGCCGGUCUCCAGCCCAGCGUGCCGCCCGCCCCGUGCGCCGCCCUCCCGGGCGCGCCGCCCGCCCCUGCACCCCCCGCCUCCGUCUCUUGCGUGCCGGGAGCCCCCGGCGGGCCGCGACCCCAGCUCUCCGUGCCGCGGAGCCGCCGCAGCGAACCCAGCCGCCGGCCGCCGCGGGGCGCGGACCCGGGUGACCGUCCCUUCCUCCCCAACGACCUCGACGAGGAAUUUGGCCCUCCGGAGCUCGGGCACCGCAGGAUGGAGACGCGGGACGCGCAUGGUCUCGCCCCUCGGCGCGCGCUGGCCUGACCGCGGCCUCUGGGCCGCCCCGGAGGAUCCGGAGCGCGGCGUCCCAGCCACCCUGCCACCGCGCGCCCACCCGCAAUAAACCCAGCUCAGCCAUGGCG
This is a messenger RNA of Jaculus jaculus (lesser Egyptian jerboa), 770 nucleotides long. RefSeq names its product InaF motif containing 1 (gene Inafm1). The transcript has a single exon. Bases 175 to 672 code for a protein of 165 amino acids. The record is from RefSeq and is a predicted model, not a curated record. Lineage: Eukaryota; Metazoa; Chordata; Mammalia; Rodentia; Dipodidae.